ACCUCAGACCUUUGAACCUGCAGCAUAAGAUACGAACAGAAGCGCUGCUCAACAUGAGUCUCCUGUCAGGGCUUUACGUCCUCUUGGGUCUUUACUGCUGUCAUUCUGCUACAGUGUUUGUGGGGAAGGACGAGGCCCACGGGGUUUUGAUCCGGACCAAGCGGGCAAACUCAGGCUGGUUUGAGGAGCUGAAGAUGGGCAAUCUGGAGAGAGAGUGUCUGGAGGAGAAGUGUUCGUAUGAGGAGGCGCGGGAGGUGUUUGAACACACCGAGGCCACCAAUGAGUUCUGGAAGAUCUACGAUGUUAAAGAUCACUGUGAAUCCAAUCCGUGUGAGAAUGAAGGACUCUGCACGACCCAGAACUCAGAAUCCUACACCUGUCUGUGUUCGCCGGGCUUCAGCGGACGCAACUGUGAGCAGGCGAUUAAAGACACCCCUGACUCCUGUCUGCAUGAUAACGGCGGCUGUGAGCACUUCUGCGUGGAGGAGGACGCUCAGAGAAACUGUUCCUGUGCCGACGGAUAUUUCUUGGGGUCAGAUGGUCAGAAGUGCUUGACCCACGAGACUUUUCCGUGUGGGAAGGUUCCUCUUCUUCAGGGUGGAGGAGCUGCGACCAAACCAGACGAUGUGAGAUCUCGUAUCGUUGGUGGAGCAGAAUGUCCUAAAGGUCACUGUCCAUGGCAGGUGCUGCUGAAGUACGGUCAGAAGGGUUUCUGUGGAGGUGUGAUCUAUAAACCCACCUGGGUCCUCACUGCGGCCCACUGUUUGGAAAAACUCAAUGUCAGGUUUCUGAAGAUAGUCGCAGGUGAGCAUGACAUCGAGGUGGAGGAAGGCACAGAGCAGGUGAUCCAGGUGGAGCAGAUGCUCAUGCACCCGAGCUACGUGCCCGAGACCUCAGACAACGACAUCGCCCUGCUGCGUCUGCGCACACCCGUCGUCUACAGCUCCUACGCCGUCCCCGUCUGCCUGCCGCUGCGGGAAACGGCCGAGCGCGAGCUGUGGGCCAUCAGCAAGCACACGGUCAGCGGCUGGGGCAAACGCAGCGAGGACGGACCCACGUCACGCUUACUGCGCCGCCUGCAGGUGCCCCGCAUCCGAACGCAGGAGUGCAUCGAGAGCAGCAACGUCACGCUCACCAGAAACAUGUUCUGCGCCGGAUACAUCGAGGGCAAGCAGGACUCGUGUAAAGGGGACAGCGGAGGGCCGCUGGUGACCCGCUACAGGGACACCACCUUCCUGCUGGGCAUCGUGAGCUGGGGCAAAGGCUGCGCCCGACCGGGCUCCUACGGCAUCUACACCCGCGUCUCCAACUACCUGCAGUGGAUCCACCAACACACGGACAACUCUACAGCUGCAGCACCAUGAAGCGUGAACGCACCGCGGAGCUACUAUUUAUGCUUGAUCGUGUCUGAUUUUUGUUCGAUAUUUUAAUUCAUUCACAAAUAAAUCAUUGAGUAGUAAACCA
Messenger RNA from Puntigrus tetrazona (Sumatra barb), 1464 nucleotides. RefSeq names its product coagulation factor VII (gene f7). NCBI's taxonomy places the organism in Eukaryota, Metazoa, Chordata, Actinopteri, Cypriniformes, Cyprinidae. Gene Ontology annotation, cellular component: extracellular region. Gene Ontology annotation, molecular function: serine-type endopeptidase activity; calcium ion binding. Gene Ontology annotation, biological process: blood coagulation; proteolysis. The record is from RefSeq and is a predicted model, not a curated record. The transcript has 8 exons. The coding region runs from base 54 to 1364 and encodes 436 amino acids.